Molecule: messenger RNA, 2077 nt
Organism: Ipomoea triloba (trilobed morning glory)
Lineage: Eukaryota; Viridiplantae; Streptophyta; Magnoliopsida; Solanales; Convolvulaceae
Product: lipase-like PAD4
Exons: 4
Coding region: 143-1915 (590 amino acids)
Biological process (GO): lipid metabolic process
Source: RefSeq, a predicted model, not a curated record
CCCAAGCACUGCCAAAUUUUCCCAAUUAAAUAUUCUUAUUACACACUUUUUCUUCAAUUCUUCCUCUCUAUUUCUACUGAAACAGGGAGAUUGGAGACAGAGAGUUAGAGAGAGAAAGAGAGUGGGCGGAGUUUAAGGAUCAAUGGAAAGGGAAGCUUCAAUGUUUGAGCCUAGUGAGAUGUUGUCAUCUUUUCUGGCCUCAACUCCUCUGUUGAUGGAGUCGUGGCGGUUCUCCUGCCUGGCCGCGCCGGGUACGACCAGUUUCGUCGCCGACCAUAUCGGCGAUGACACGUCGUACGUUGCCUUCUCCGGUCUCGGAAUCUCUCCGGGAAUAAUAGGUCGUAGCUGCGGGAAUUUGGCGCCACUGGAGACGGUUGCCAACGGAAUAUUCUCCGGACUGCGGCGCGACCAGGCAGACCCUCCCAUGGUUCAUGCCGGAUUCCUGCACCUCUUUUUAUCCGUCUACAACGACACGAACUUCCAAAGCCAGAUAAUGGAAAUUAUGAGUAAAAGCAAAUGCUUAGUGUUGACAGGACACUCAGUAGGAGGAGCAAUAGCCUCUCUGGCAACCCUUUGGCUUCUAUCCUAUCUGCAGACCAUUUCCUCUCCCAAAUUAUCAGUCCUGUGCAUCACAUUUGGCUCCCCAAUGCUGGGAACUCAUUCCCUUUGCCAAUCCAUUCUUCAAGAAAGAUGGGGUGGGAAUUUCUGCCAUGUCGUUUCGCAGCACGACAUUGUGCCAAGCCUCCCACUUUCCAUAAAUUUUCCUGAUUCUCCCAACUUAUCUGAUGAAUAUAAAGUUGAAGUAUUCACAGCAGUUUUGGUCAGUCUUGAAAAGCUAUCAAAAGGGCAUCAAUGUGAGAGUCUGUAUAGGCCAUUUGGGAGCUAUUUUUUCUGCACCUCCAUGGGAGCCAUCUGCGUAGACAACAGCACAGCAAUUCUCAAGCUACUUUACUUCAUGCUCACUAAAACCUCGCCCAUUUCUAGCUUUGAUGACCAUUUCAAGUACAAGGAUUAUAUUGAUAAGAUGAAUUGGCAAUUCUUGGAGAGAAGAAACUCAUUGGAAGAAAAUUUAUCUGAGUCUAGCUUUGAAGCCGGGAUCAUGUUGGCAUUGCAGUCAUCUGGAAUAUCUUCUCAUGAACCUAAUUCUGGGGAGGCGAAAGAGUGUUUGAAGAUGGCAAAGAAACUGGGGCGUACAAGGAACCUAAACAGUGCAAACCUCGCGAUAGGUUUAUCCAAAAUCAAUCCUCUAAGAGCACAAAUUGAGUGGUAUAAGCAAUUGUGUGAGGAUUCUGAUGAUCAGCUGGGGUACUAUGAUGCCUUCAAGCUACGCGGUGCCUCUAGAAAGGACUUCAAAGUGAAUAUGAACAGAAUAAAGUUAGGCCAGUUCUGGGAUUCUUUGAUUGAGAAGCUGGAAACAAACCAACUGCCACAUGAUUUUAACAACAGGGAGAAAUGGGUAUGCGGUUCUCAUUUCUACAAGCUCCUCGUCGAGCCAUUGGAAAUUGCAGAAUAUUACAAAACUGAGAUGCACCUCAAAAAAGGGCAUUACCUGGAGAAUGGGAGGGAGAGGAGGUUCAAGAUUUUCGACAAGUGGUGGAAUGACAAGAAGGCUGAGCCUGGGAGAAACACUAGAAGAAGCAAGUUUGCAAGUGCAACACAAGAUUCCUGCUUCUGGGCUCGGGUAGAGGAAGCUAGAGACAGGCUGAAUAAGGUUAGAAGCGAGGCUGAUUCAAGCAGACGGUACAUGCUCCUGGAAAACAUUGACAAUUUUGAUAAGUAUGCAAUGAGGAUUAUUGAUGAGAAGGAGGUGUCUAAAGAUGUUUUAGCUACAAACUCAAGCUACAGUUUGUUUGUACGCGAGUGGAGAGAACUCAAAUCGCAGCUGCAGCUAUUACUUCCUCAAUAUCUUUCAUAGAUGUUGGUUGUAACGUAUUAUUAUGAUUCUAAGAAAUUAAACACUGAGCUUGUGUUGCCUGAAUAAGUAGCAGUGAUCGAUGUAUUAUUGUAGUUAUGAACAUCAAUAAUCCCUCCCUCAAACAUGUAAAUAUUUAAAGACUCUAUAAAUUAAACUUUGCCA